This is a messenger RNA of Uloborus diversus, 2524 nucleotides long. Its product is annotated as cytochrome P450 3A24-like. The transcript is spliced from 14 exons. Gene Ontology annotation, molecular function: monooxygenase activity; heme binding; iron ion binding. Bases 23 to 1624 code for a protein of 533 amino acids. The record is from RefSeq and is a predicted model, not a curated record. Lineage: Eukaryota; Metazoa; Arthropoda; Arachnida; Araneae; Uloboridae.
AUUAACUUCCCUGGUGUCAAUCAUGUGGACGGUCACGCUUAUAGCUUUCCUUUUAGUUUUGUUUUAUUUAUAUCGAAAGAAAAAUUUUACCGUGCUGAAAGAUCUAGGCAUUCCUGGACCAGAACCAAACAUUUUGUUCGGAAACUACUUGGAAUUAACGAGAAAGGGUGCUAUACAGUGUCACAAGGAAUGGAUGGAGAAGUACGGUAAAGUAGUGGGGUACUAUUUUGGCUCAAAGCCAAUUAUAGUUGUUGCCGAUGUGGAACUGCUUAAAAAAAUUCAAGUUUCCGACUUCCAUAAAUUUAUGAACAGACCAAGCAUAUUCGGAGGACGUGAGAAAAAGCCCGGUAAGGAGCACAGGGUUGAAGGUUUCAGUCAGCAGUUGAUUUCACUCCGAGACAAACGAUGGAAAGACAUUCGAUCCAUCAUCACUCCAUCCUUCACAACAGCCAAAAUGAAACUAAUGGCUCCAAUCAUGAAUGAUUCCAUAGACUCUCUGUUGACCAAUGUAGAAAAGAAGAGCAAAGCUGGAGAAUCUUUUGAUAUCUAUCCAAUGUAUCAAGGACUCACUAUGGAUGUGAUUGGAAGGACUGCUUUCGGCAUCCAAACGGAUGUGCAAAAUAACCCUAAUGAUCCAUUUCUUCGAUCCGUGCGUGUGCUUUUAUCCGGGGAUAGCAGCAGCAUAUUAUCAAUAAUUUCAGUUAGUUUUCGUGGUUUGGAAAAGCUCUGGAGCAUAAUAAACAGAAUGAGGCUCAUGUCUAGGAACAAAGGAACCAAUCCUGUUCGUGAAUUGAUUGAAUCAACAAAAAAUGUAAUAGCUCUACGGAGAGAAGGCAAAAAGACCAAUCGACCAGAUUUACUGCAACUCAUGAUUGACGCAAAGAUAGACGACUCGGCAGCAAUAACUACAGAUGACCUUACUGCAAAAAGUGAUAACGAAAGUACGGAAAGUCAAAACAAAGGUAUAUCAUCUGGCAAAUUGGUUCGACGCAUGACUGACGAUGAUAUUUUAGAUAAUUCGCUACUCUUUUUCUUAGCAGGGUAUGAAACAACGAGCACUGCCUUGGCAUUUACGACUCAUCUUCUACUUCAUCAUCCUGAAGUUCAGGAAAGAGCUAGAGAAGAAGUUCUUGAACUUCUGAAGAAUGAGGGUCAGCUUGAUUAUUAUUCAGUAAGUAAACUGGAAUAUUUGGAUCAAGUACUACAUGAAGGGUUGCGAAUGUAUCCUCCAGUACAUUUAUUCGUAAAUCGAGAAUGCAGUGAAGACAUGCAACUGGGAAACUUCCGUUUAAAGAAAGGAUCCAAUAUCCAAGUUCCUGUCUUCAAUUUGCAUAGAGAUCCUGAUCUCUGGGAAGAUCCGGAUGAAUUUAAACCAGAAAGAUUUGCUCCAGAGAACAAAAGUAAAAUUCAUCCCAUGGCAUUUCAGUCAUUUGGAGCUGGUCCCCGAAAUUGUGUUGGAAUGCGAUUUGCUUUAAUGGAAGCGAAAUUGGCACUUGCUAAGUUACUUGCCAAGUACAAACUCAAAGCUUGCGCAGAGACAGAUACAGAGCCUGUGACUUUAAAGCUUGCUUUUGCAUCAAUGAAACCGAAGCAUGGAGUAUUUCUGAAGGCAAUACCACUUUAAAAAGGAUUGCAUAAAAGACAUUAACGCAUGUUGGAACUUAAUGUUGACUCGCAAAAGUGUGUGUCUAAUUUAUUCGUCAUAACUCACCUCAGCUGAAUUAUUAUAAUGAACUUUAUUCUAAUUCUACAUUAAGCAGAAAAGAAUCACAGAAAAACUUCACAACAUUUAGUUUCUAAGCAACUUUUGAGUUACAUAAGUUUUCUAGUUAAAAAUAUUGCUUUUAAGUAAAAUGAAAUGUAAACGUUUGUAAAAAGUUAAAUCAAUGUAAAAACACAUUUCUUUAAAAUAACUAUUUUUCACGUUAGUUUUUAAAAUUACGUUACAUUCUGGUGUAUUUUUCCAAUUGCAAAAAUAUCAUAUUCGUUAGUAUUUUACCAAGUCUUGAAGUGUUUGCAAUAAUAUACUAAAAUGAAAUAGUUUAAUGUAUUUAAAUAUUUUGCUUGCUUUCAAAUGUUGAUGGAAGAAAUUUAUUUAUUAAAGCAAAACAUAUUUUAAAAGCAUUACUGAUUACAUUAAAAAUGAAUUAAUUUAGUAUAACUGCGAAUCGUAAACUAAUGCAUAUUUAAAAAAAUAUUUUACGUAUUUCCAGGUGAAAUAAUGUAAUAAAAUAUAUUUUUCACUAAAAUGUCUUUUUACUUUAACGAAAAGAAUCUUGUAGUUCAAAAUGUUGAAACUUGUAAUUAUCCCCUGUGUACAAUAAUUGUAUGAAACCUGAGAAUGAGCAUAAGGGUUUUAGAAAAACAAACAAUAAUGCAAAUAGCAAAAAAUAUUUAUUUAGUUUUCUUCACUACAAAUCGCAAUUGCUAUUUAGCAGUUAGCGUAAAAAUAUCACUUACAUUUUCUUAAAUAUCUUGCUAAAAUACAAAACGAAUAAGACAAACUUUCACCUUAUUUGAUAAA